Liolophura sinensis is the source of this 3166-nucleotide messenger RNA. RefSeq names its product protein Wnt-1-like. The transcript is spliced from 6 exons. Gene Ontology annotation, molecular function: frizzled binding; cytokine activity. Gene Ontology annotation, biological process: cell fate commitment; multicellular organism development; canonical Wnt signaling pathway. Gene Ontology annotation, cellular component: extracellular region. NCBI's taxonomy places the organism in Eukaryota, Metazoa, Mollusca, Polyplacophora, Chitonida, Chitonidae. The record is from RefSeq and is a predicted model, not a curated record. The coding region runs from base 60 to 1199 and encodes 379 amino acids.
CACACCCCAAAAAAAUUUGCCAGAGGAAAGAUUUCUUGGGCGUUUUUCUAGAAUUCAUCAUGAGACUAGUAUUAAUGGCUUUAAUUAUGAUAGUAUCACUUGGAUAUUUUGUCUGCGAUGGAAAGAAAACAAGACUUCGCGGGGUUCAAUGGUGGGCUCUGGCAAAGAUGGGUCAGGCGAGCAAUGACGUUCUACGUCCUACAGAACCCGUUUUUGUGAAUCCCAGCUUACAGCAGUUAACGAGAAGGCAGCGCCGCCUGGUGACAAAAAAUCCCGGUACCGUAUUGGCGGUUGCCAAGGGAGCCAAGAUGGCGAUUGAGGAAUGUCAGUACCAGUUUCAUGACCGGAAGUGGAAUUGCCCAACGUCCGAUAACACCCAUGGAGGAUCCAUUUUCGGAAAGAUUUUACAAAAAGGUUGUCGUGAGACGGCGUUUAUCUACGCCAUAACCAGCGCAGCAGUUGCGCACUCUGUGGCACGUGGAUGUGCGGAAGGAAGUAUUCUGACGUGUGCAUGCGGAGUGACCAGUAAACAACCGAGUGGUCGCGACUGGGAGUGGGGAGGAUGCAGUGAUAAUGCCAAAUUUGGCAACAAAUUUGCGAGAAAAUUCGUCGACGUUGUCGAGAAAGGACGAGACUUUCGGUACAUGAUGAAUUUACAUAACAACGAGGCUGGGAGAAUGCACGUGCGGGCCAAUAUGGCGCAGGACUGCAAGUGUCACGGGAUGUCAGGCAGCUGCACGAUAAAAACCUGCUGGAUGCGCCUGCCAACCUUCCGGAAAAUCGGAACGUAUUUGAAGGAUAGGUUUGACGGAGCCUCAAGGGUGAUUCCAGGUAACGCCGGAAGAGCCACUACCCAAUCAGGCAAUGAAGGUAGUAAUCGGACACCAAACCAGAAGCGGUUCAAGUUCAUCCCCGUUAACCCUUUACACAAACCACCAACGCGGAAAGACUUGGUGUACUUUGAGAAUUCUCCAGACUUUUGCGUCGAAGACAACACCAUUGGCUUUAAAGGAACGAAAGGGAGGGAAUGCAACGCGACGUCGAUCGGCGUGGACGGAUGUGACUUAAUGUGCUGUGGGCGGGGCUACAAGACUGAGACGUAUAUCCACAAGGAAAGAUGCAGUUGUACGUUUCAUUGGUGCUGCCACGUGAAAUGUGACACGUGCACAAGGACUAGAAUGAGGCACACUUGUCUCUGAGUUUCCGUUUCAACUGUGACGUCAUAUACUGUUUCCCGCUUGACUACCAGAUUUACAGACUCACUAUGUUGUUGUUGCUGUUGCUGUGGUUGUUGUUGUCGCUUGGUGCAAUGUUGGCUGAAGUUCAAGGAAGUGCAAUUGACCGCGGAAUCUGAAUAAAACAGUUACGGCUGUCGCCAACAUAAAAUUGGCAAACGGACGACCUCACGAGGAAAGUGCAAGGUGCCGUCUGGACAACUUUUCAUGAACUAUUCACAUCCGUGUUAUUACUGAGUAAAUCCAGUUCUUGUCCGCUGUUGCCCCCGUCCACAUGAGCCGGAAUGUGGACUUUGUGGACGUGACGGUCACAUUGUUGUGUAGCAAAUCACAAGAACCGAGGCUGAUAUGGACACAUGCUGAAGUGUAGAGGAUUUUGUCUGCGAUGCCAACAUAUCAGUUCAGCUAGCUUAAAGCGGUGCAAUAGCUGAGAGGGAGUCGAAAGGUGACGGUUAUCAACUGUGACAAGAAAAAAAUGUAUUUAUAACUUAGUGGUGAAAUUAUUUUUUAAUCCGCUGCUUCGAUAUGCGAAGAUUUGUUUAUAACAUAAAAUGCUGUACAUAUGUAUUUUUACCAUGUCGACACGGCUAUGCAAAUUAGGUGUAUAGAAUUCGCCAGGAGUAUCACAUUGUAUAUAUUUAUAUAUUCCAUAGACAGAUCACCAUUUUAUGGAGGAGUAUAACACAGGAUGUUAUCGGCGAAAAUUCUGUCAAACUUUUUGAAAUCAUUUCCGCGAUAAUUUACAACGAUUUCUGUCAUACAUACUUUCAACAUCGUUAUUAUUGUCGUGGUCUUUAAAUUAUAAUUAACAUUAGACCUGUGUAGUUUAGUAUGAUAUCAUCGGCGAAGUAUGCAGACCGUCGACAGAGCUUUGAGGUUGUGCUCAUAAAACUCUUUUGCAAGUCUGGUAAUAUCACACCACAUCGUGGUAAUUUAAUACAACGAAGCGUUUGUUAUCGAUGUCAACAACAUUUUAUUUCUGUUGUUUUCACCUGUAUUUGAAAUUUUGAUGGGUGCUAGUGGACAGGCCGUUACAUACCUCAUAAAACACGAUAUUUUCUGCAUACUUCGUGAGGAAAAUUUACCCUCUGCCCAUACAGUGAAUGAAGUGCCUAUUUAAUAAACAUAGCUGUCUGUUCAUCACGCGUGAGGUAUUUUCUGUUUCUAAUAUAAUACUUAUGUACUUAUUAUCAGAUAAGGCUUACAUAGGUUUUGAUGAAAUAUUUACACACUAUAGUUUAAAAAUAUCCUUAAUUAGACAAAAACCUUCAUAGAGGCUUUAUUAUAAGAUAUGUAUAGCGCACACGUAAUACGCGGCACGCUAUUCCAAUAUAUUUGAUUUGUUACCAUAAAAGUAGUGCGCUUCAGUGACUACUUCCGCUGUGUAGUUCGGUUUACUCACACACUAGGGUAUUGCUAUAUUUCUAAGCAAACCGAGACGUCCCCACCACCUUUAUCACAAUUUAUCAAAACCAAUAUGAAGUCGAUAUGCAAAAAAUUCAGCCAAUUUGAAAAAAUAUACGAAAUGUUGAGAAAAUAAAGCUCUGUGACCGUAUUCUUUUGUUUGUUUGUAGUCCAAAUAUUCCGCAAGCUUUUGUGUUCAUUUAUCAAAGUGUUUCACUCUUCUCCCACUUCAUGCGGAUUGUCCGAGUUGGCACGUGGGAAAAAAGUAAUUGUAUUUAUUAUGCGAAUGUAAAACCAAAACACGAGAGAUUUCUUUCAAAGUCACGUGGACUAUAACGUACGUUGCUUCCAUUCUUUGUUGUUGUUGUUGUUAUAUGUGUACGAACAAGAUCCAUAUUUUCCUGAUGGUUUGUGUUGUUUUGUUAGUGCGUUGAAUUUUGUACAUAGCGUUCCCUGUCCUAUUUAUUAAUCUAUGUCUGAUGUGUUGAAAUGUUCAUGCCUGAUGAUUAUGUUAAUAAAGCAUACAA